CCAUUCCAUUUCCCAGUUUUAAAGAUUUUCUCUCCACCCUCCUUCAUGGCAUCAUCUUCUGGUAGCUUAGACACCUCUGCAAGUGCAAACUCCUUCACCAACUUCACCUUCUCCACACACCCAUUCAUGACCACUUCCUUCUCUGACCUUCUUGCCUCUCCCAUAGACAACAACAAGCCACAGGGCUUGUCUGAGAGAACCGCUUCUGGUAUCCCCAAGUUCAAGUCCACACCACCACCUUCUUUGCCUCUCUCUCCUCCUCCCAUUUCUCCUUCUUCUUACUUUGCUAUUCCUCCUGGUUUGAGCCCUGCUGAGCUUCUUGACUCCCCCGUUCUCCUUAACUCUUCCAACAUUCUGCCGUCUCCGACAACUGGAGCGUUUGUUGCUCAGAGCUUCAAUUGGAAGAGUGGUUCAGGGGGGAACCAGCAAAUUGUCAAAGAAGAAGACAAAAGCUUCUCAAAUUUCUCUUUCCAAACCCAACCAGGACCUACUGCUUCGUCCACAGCAACAUUUCAAUCUUCAAAUGUCUCAGUUCAAACACAACAGCCAUGGAGUUAUCAGGAGGCCACUAAACAGGAUAAUUUUUCUUCUGGAAAGAGUAUGAUGAAAACUGAAAACUCUUCUUCCAUGCAGAGUUUUUCCCCUGAGAUUGCUAGUGUCCAAACUAACCAUAGCAAUGGGUUUCAAUCGGAUUAUGGCAAUUACCCCCCACAAUCUCAGACCUUAAGCAGAAGGUCAGAUGAUGGGUACAAUUGGAGGAAAUAUGGCCAAAAACAAGUGAAGGGAAGUGAAAAUCCAAGAAGUUAUUACAAAUGCACAUACCCCAAUUGCCCUACAAAGAAAAAGGUUGAGAGGUCUUUAGAUGGACAAAUUACUGAGAUAGUUUAUAAGGGUACUCAUAACCAUCCCAAGCCUCAAUCCACCAGGAGAAACUCAUCAUCUUCCUCUUCUCUUGCAAUCCCUCCUUCAAAUCCCAUUAGCACUGAAAUCCCAGAUCAAUCAUAUGCCACACAUGGCAGUGGACAAAUGGAUUCAGCUGCCACCCCAGAAAACUCAUCGAUAUCAAUAGGAGAUGAUGAUUUUGAGCAGAGUUCCCAAAAGUGUAAAUCAGGAGGAGAUGAGUUUGAUGAAGAUGAACCUGAGGCUAAAAGAUGGAAAAUUGAAGGUGAAAAUGAGGGUAUGUCAGCGCCUGGAAGUAGAACAGUGAGAGAACCUAGAGUUGUAGUUCAGACAACCAGUGACAUUGAUAUCCUAGAUGAUGGGUACAGAUGGAGAAAAUACGGGCAGAAAGUAGUGAAGGGAAAUCCAAAUCCAAGGAGUUACUACAAGUGCACACACCCAGGAUGUCCAGUGAGGAAGCACGUGGAACGAGCCUCACAUGAUCUGAGGGCAGUGAUCACAACCUACGAGGGAAAGCACAACCAUGAUGUUCCUGCAGCCCGUGGCAGUGGCAACCAUUCUCUUAACAAACCACUGCCAAACAAUGCUGCUAACCCCACCACUGCAAUAAGGCCCUUGCCAGUGAUCCACAACAACACUGACAAUUCUCUUCAGAGUCAAAGACCACAAGCACCACCAGAAGGGCAAUCGCCCUUCACUCUAGAGAUGCUUCAGAGUUCAGGAAGCUUUGGUUUCUCUGGCUUUGGGAAUCCAAUGGGAUCUUACAUGAAUCAGCAGCAGCAACUAUCUGACAAUGUUUUUUCCUCUAGAGCCAAGGAGGAGCCCAGAGAUGACAUGUUCCUUGAGUCUCUCCUAUGCUGAAGGAAUUUCUUUUCCUUUUCGGUAGUUCUUGAAGGUUGGAAAUUUUUGGAAGGGGGGUUAGGAUUUAUUGGACAAAUAAGGUUCAUUCCAUUUAUUGCAUUUUUUGGUUUGUUUUGUUGUAAAUUUACACAGCCACAGGAUUGGUAUAGUAUAUAUUUGAUAACUGUUGUAUGUUGUCACACAUGGUGUUGGUGGAAUUUUUUGAUUACUUUGGGGUUUCUCUUUUGUUGGGGGGACAACCUCAUAUCAAUCUUUUGUAAGGUUAUUAUUAUUUUUUUUUAUAAUUUUUUUUCUGUUCACAGUUCACAACCAAAAUAGCAAAACUUUCACAAGAACUGUGCAGUUGUAGAACUAUAUUUGUUAAACAUUAUAUUUUGGUACAUGCUUGCAUAUAUUAUUAUACACAGCCUAUAA
This is a messenger RNA of Cajanus cajan (pigeon pea), 2175 nucleotides long. Its product is annotated as WRKY transcription factor WRKY24. The record is from RefSeq and is a predicted model, not a curated record. NCBI's taxonomy places the organism in Eukaryota, Viridiplantae, Streptophyta, Magnoliopsida, Fabales, Fabaceae. Gene Ontology annotation, biological process: regulation of DNA-templated transcription. Gene Ontology annotation, molecular function: sequence-specific DNA binding; DNA-binding transcription factor activity.